Molecule: messenger RNA, 889 nt
Organism: Dromiciops gliroides (monito del monte)
Lineage: Eukaryota; Metazoa; Chordata; Mammalia; Microbiotheria; Microbiotheriidae
Gene: REP15
Product: RAB15 effector protein
Exons: 1
Coding region: 19-729 (236 amino acids)
Biological process (GO): receptor recycling
Source: RefSeq, a predicted model, not a curated record
GUAGAGGUUGCAAAGAAGAUGGGCCAAAAACCAUCCCAAGAAGUGACUCAGCAGGACAAGCCUGAUCUCAUUGCUGUGUGUGACAUUUUCAGUCGAGCUGUGGUCUAUGCUGCUCAGAAACUGAAGGACUAUCUUGGAUUUGAAGAUCCUCAAAGCAAACUGUCCCCAGAUUCCAACACACUGAAUGAGAUCUUUUUAAUUCAUUUUAUUAGUUUCUGCCACGAAAAUGGAAUGGAUGAGAAGAUUACUACCAAUAAAAUGACCAAGAAUCAGGCCUUGUUGUUUGGGGCUGAUUGGAUCUGGACCUUCUGGGGACCUCAUAAAGAAAUCCUAUUCCAGCUGGCUGUACAGACUUUACAGAUGUCCACAGCCCUCCAUAUCGAAUCCAAUCCCUGUGACCUGCUCAGCAAGGAAGCGGCAGUAGAUGUGCGUUCGAGGGGGGGAAAUCGGUUUGAGAAGAUGGAAGAAUUCUGUGAUUUGAUAGGUGAGGACUGUCUGGGUUUACUUAUCAUCUUUGGUGUUCCAGGAAAGCCUAAAGACAUCAGAGGAGUUCUCUUGGACAGUAUUAAAAAUGAGAAAAUUCAGAACUUCCUGUCAGGAGAAAAGGCUGUCAAAUAUUUUAUCUUAAACACAAAGAACUGUCUGUCUACCAAAGAACUGUUAGAAAACUACCUGUGUAAAAGUGAUAGACUGAAUAAGAUGGGCAAGGUUUAUAUUAAUUUUCUCUGAAUUUUAGAUAGGAUAAGUAAGCCAAGCAGAUAUGUCAAAGCAAAGGAUUUUAUUCUUUUCAAGCAUAAGAGCGUUAUUUAAUGAAGCCACAAAGAAACCUUCAGGUGGAAAAAAAAAACCUCUGCAUAAUUCCAUGUAACUUUUGUUCAUUUGCUUAGGA